CGAUAAAAGUAUGAACUGCAAUAGCUUCAAAAUGGCGGACACGGUUGGCAACCUGUUCGUUUGGUCCUGUCAGAUGACCUCCGGUGGCUGUUUCGGGAAAAUGACUGGCCGUCCGUCGAUGUAGACCGACUCAUAGAUGUCUCGAGACCGGAAAGUGCUCGUUAGGUAGAUGCCAUCAACCUUCCCAGUCGCUACAACCCGUAUCCUGACGUUGUUUUGGUGAAGGACCACCGCGGCUGCAGGGACAGUCGUGAGAGCUAGCUGGCAGUGAUUUACAAAGCUGCCGCCGCGGCCACAACAUGACCUCUUCCUUCGGAGGGCCCGUCAAGCCGAAGCCGAGGUCUGCAGGAUCCGCCGGGAAAGGCAGAUCCCAGGGAAAACCUUCCGACAGACUCAACCCCAAAACUGUCAAUCCGUUCAAUGGCACAGCAAAGCAUGAAACAGCAUUUUCUGCCAUGUACACCAAUGGUGGUAUACCAUGCAGAUUAAUGCAUGGGUCAGUGAAGCACAAGCUGCAAUGGGACACGCCCCCAGAAGUCCUGCCCUUUGACCCCUUACUUGUUACAUUAGCAGAGGGUUUGCGGGAGACCAAACACCCGUACACGUUUGUGGCCAUGAUGGGUUUCCAGCAGCUGCUGGAGGUGGACCAUGCAGGGGACAAGGCUGUUCCUGUCCUGCCUCGUGUGGCAGCUGCUGUCAGGCUGGCUCUGGCCUCUCCAGAGGAGGAGGUGUUUGAACGAGGGCUGGCGGGGUUGACCUGCCUGAGCACCACGGUGGGCCCCGCCCUCAACCAACACCUCAAGUCACUCCUGUCCUAUUUGUCCAAGAGGAUGAUGGAGAAGAAGUACCGUGAUGAUGUCACUAAAACCCUGCAGCACCUGGAGCAGAACGGAGGAAAGGAGUGCCUUUCCAUGAUCAAGUCCAAAGUGCCAACUUACUGCUCAAUACAUUCAUGACAAUGUCCGACCAUUCAACGAUUGGUACAACUUUACCUUGUUGUAAUUCAUGUACCAUAAUCCUGAAGACAAGAACUUUUUAAUAAGCAAUGGGAGACUUGUGAAGGACUCCACGGAGUAUCAUUCCACAGUCAUGUUUGUAUAACAUGAGCAAAAGAAAUCUACCAGCCCAGGAGUUUGGAGCUGUAGUCAGAGUAUUAAGUAUACAAAAUGCUGCAGACAGGAUGUUUCUGUCCAAGAGGUGUUGUCUAGUUGUAACAAUGUGUUCAGCAACCAGAUUUAGGCUGUUGUUGUUAUACGUGUAUCCGAGACUCAUUGGUAGUAUGAAUUAAAAUCCUUGUUCCCUGUUGUUUUUUCCCCACUGUACAUAGCCCGUGUUCCGUCAUCAGAUUUGCAUAUCGAGUAGCACGGCCACAUUUGUGGCAGGUUGUUUGAUUUUGAUGUAGAAUUUUAAAGCAGGCUGUGACAGAACCAACUGAUCACAAGGAUCUAAGACAGCAUUUUGGGUAACAAGACAGCUGGAUUUUUUACGACUAUCCUGAGAAUUUUUUGAUCGUACAAUGAUCGUGCAAUGAGUACUUGUGACCAGGCCCUUACAUCUGGAUCAUCACACUUAUGUAUGAGGCAGGUUCUAGCCUGGUAUCCAAACCUACAUUGUUUUUUAGCUGCAAAGUCUCUUUCGCCCUAAUAUUUUCACAGAAGACGAAAGAAACUUGGCAAGUAAAAUAGGAUACCAGGCUAGCAGCUACAUGACUGGGUACUAGAAGUACAACUUUUGCACCUGGUUUUCCCCUUUUUGUUAAAUGAAAAACAAGUCAUGUAAUUGAUAGCCUCAGAAAGUAGAGCAGAAGUUGAAAUUAAAACACUCCGUGCCAUAGGUUUCACUACAACAGGAGAGCAGAAUUAAUAGUUAUACAGUUGAGUACUACAAAAAAAUCAGAGGGUUGCACAGCAGAGUUUUUAAUUCAUCCCUUUUUCACCAGUGAAAUGUGCACUUUUCUCACAGAGUGCAAAUGAGUGAAGUGAAAAACGUUCACAUCUGGGCUUGUACAGGGAGGUAUGAUGUGGUCUACCAUUUGAUGCACAAAACACUUGCACAGUGAAAUUCGUGAAGCAUCAGUUAAUGAGUUGAAUGUGAGUUUUGCCAUAAUAUUAUAUAUCAUUUAUGUAAUGUUCACACUCCGUUGCAAGAGUGUUGUAAUGUUUGGUUUCUUCAUAACUUUGUGUAUCACAAAGUUUUACUUGUAAAACCAUAACAUUCUAUCCUCAACCACACAGAAGAGUCUUUUGUAGGAGUUACUUGCAUUUGACAUUGUUAGAAGUUGCUCUAAGUGAAAAGUUAAUGGCUGCUAUCAUACUAGUGAAGUUGGAGUUGUGUUUUUUUACAGUCAAGCCAGUGUUAUUUACUGUUUUAGUAAUGUUACUUACUGUAGUGUUUGUACCAUGUUUCUUGUGUAAAUAAAGGCAGACUUCUGUGAACAGGA
This is a messenger RNA of Branchiostoma belcheri (Belcher's lancelet), 2440 nucleotides long. RefSeq names its product PACRG-like protein. The coding region runs from base 300 to 956 and encodes 218 amino acids. The transcript is spliced from 7 exons. Lineage: Eukaryota; Metazoa; Chordata; Leptocardii; Amphioxiformes; Branchiostomatidae. The record is from RefSeq and is a predicted model, not a curated record.